ACACUCAAACGUAGUUACGCAGUUACGUAGUUACUUAGUUACAUAGUUACAUAGUUACUUCGUUACGCACUUCCACACAUGGAGCCUUAACUACCCCCUCGCUGGCCAACACAUGCAUCGCGCAGAUCGCCCACACUCCGCCUGACGAACAAUGGCCCAAGAUUGGAAAAACACAAUUUUGCAACGCAUGAAACGGAGGAACGCAGCGCAGAGCCAGAGAUACGAAGAAGUACUAACCUCGUACAAUUCCCUUGUGGAUGAAAAAAACAAACUGACAGCCAUCAUCGCAUCGUUCACAUCAGAAAAUGUGUUCUUGCUGAAUGGCAAACAUUUGGGCAACUCACUUUCCAAUCGGGAAAAUUUCAUUCCCAACAUUUUGAACCACUGCUAUACGCAGCGUGAGGAUUACGGUGGAGACAGUGUUACAAAUCGGGACAUCUCACUCAGCGUAGCGUCGGCGAAUGAUGGCACCACGGAGGGAUCCCCAGGAGGGGCAACCCCGUCAGGAGCUACGGCCAAAACGCAGGACAGCCUCACAACAAAUGGAGUCUCCAAAGGGGAAUUCCUCCAAGUCAUUAAGGAAAAGGCAAAAGCAGACGAAAUGAUACUUCUCCUGAAAAACGGCCUAUAUGAAAAAAAAAAAAUCCUCAACAUUUUAAAAAAACAAAAUAAAACGUUGAAUGACGCACUUGUGAAAAAGGAACAACAACUCAAUGACAAAAAGGAAAAGUUAUGCAAACUGCAAAACGUUCUUAGUAGACAAAAGAAGGACAUCAAAUUGUACGCCAGCUCUAACGUAUCCCUUAAGAGGAAAAUCAAUUUGAGCCAAAAGAAAAACCAAAAAGUAAUGAACGAAUUCGACGCAAUCAGACUCUCCUAUUUCAAAAUAUGGAAAGAAGCCUUCCAACUCAAAACGUGCAAAAAGAAUCUCGAGAAGGAGUACUUUGCCAUCAGAAAUGAGUUACUACAGAAAAAAAUAGAAAAUGAAAAACUCCUUGAGUGUCUAUUAAAAAUUAAGAAAGCGUACAGACGUCAGCUAAGCAAAGUGCACAGACAUAUGCGAAAUCGUAAGGCCAGUUAUUCCCUCCUUUCAGAGAAAAGCAAAACGCCCAAAGGGAGGUUUCCUAAAAAACAGAAAUUUUUUUUAACCCUCUACUGGGACAAACUACACUACAUGCAUGGCUAUCAUAGCUGUGGGGAACCUCGGGCGGAUACUCACCAUUCGCAUGGUAAGAACAACAUUUUUGCAAAAAAAAAAAACAAUUUGUUAGCCAUACUGGGUAGAAGUAGUACCCAUGCUGAAGAGCUGCCCCCCCGUCAGGACAUUCCCCACGGGGAGAAGUCCCAAUGGGGGGGAAACGCACCCCCGUCGGAAGCACCACAUGCAAGUGGGAAAAGCAAAUACAGCGUUUUGCGAGAGGAUGUGGAGGUAGCACACAAUAAGGGUUCCUUUUUUCAAAACGGUGGGGAAAACCACAGCCACGUGGGCGCGAUGAAUCUCCGAAAUGGCUGCCGUGCGAAUGGAAGAUGCCAUUCCCCGUCAAAUGAUCGAACUCAAUUCGUUAGCAACGGUUUACGUAGACACCGUUUUCAGAAGAUAAAGGGACGCCUAAAUGUGCACACGAGCAGCAGUGUCCUCUGCGUUAGCGCCUUCCCGGGAGGAUGUCCCCAGGUAGAUUCACACCAACAUGUGAGGGCAAAAUGGGGGGGAAGGCACCCCGGCUGUCCCUCCGAUAGUGAGAACCAGUUGAGCUCAUCAAGGGUAACAAAUCGUGGUGCGAGUGGAACGUCGCCAGUUUUCUACAACAACGACUGCGGCAGUGAUGUGGACAUCGUUAGCGGGGGUAGCGGCGUUGGCCGUGCUAGCAGCGUUCGUGGCGGUGGAGACCACUCCGAGCUGAGGGACCCCCGGCCGGCCGCCAUGCCUGCGGCUUGGGUUGCACACCCAAAUGACACGCUCGUCACCUGCGCAGAGGACGGAAGCGUCGCCUUUGUAAAGAUAGAAAAAAACAAGCUGACCUGCAUCAAACGUUUCCAGAUAGCUGCCCAGAAAAUCGCAGCCACCAAUGUGUGCGUACACCCCUCCAGCAGAUACUCCCUACUCUCCCUAAGCAGCCAUGCCAUCUGCUUAGUAAAUAACGAAAGUAGCGAAGUUGAAAAGUGGUACCACGCCCAUGACGAAAAAAUAACAUCGCUUCAUUUUCUGCACCAUCUCAGUUACGAAAAGGAGCUCUCCCCAAGUGGCUCCCCAACAGAGAGCCCUUUUUUUUACUCAACCAGUUUAGACAAAACGGUAAAAUUUUUCCACAUGGAAAGGGGAAGUCUGUAUAGCUUACUUUGCGUAAACGAUGCGAUUACCUGUUCGUGCAAAGCAAACAAGCAGCCACUUGUCCUGAUUGGGACGCGCUCCGGUUCAGUCAUAUGCUACGAUGUGAGAAUCCACAACAGAGGCGUAUCCCAGGCCGCAUUAUAUCAAAAGAACAUUUUUGACGAUGCAAUUUCCGGUGUGAGUUACUCCCCAGAUGAUCGACUAAUAGCAAUACAGUCCAUCGGGGGGAAAACCAAAUUGCUAAACGCAAAUAAAAUUAAUUUUUUUCAGUGCCUCGAAAAUCCAGAUUUUUUAAAAAAUGAAAGUCCCACGUGUGCCCCUGUUUUCUCGGCUGACGCGAAUGAGCUGAUUUGCACCUUCCCCUACACCUUAAUUGCGCACGAUGUCGUGACGCAUUCUUACGCCAGCGUUGUUAACGACGAGCUUGGCCAAGUGAACGGCGCGCACUGGCUGCCGGGCGGCAGCCUCUGCACAAUUCACGCGGACGGGAACGUCGCCAUUUGGUGA
This is a messenger RNA of Plasmodium vivax (malaria parasite P. vivax), 2836 nucleotides long. RefSeq lists its product as hypothetical. The record is from RefSeq and is a predicted model, not a curated record. The transcript has a single exon. Lineage: Eukaryota; Apicomplexa; Aconoidasida; Haemosporida; Plasmodiidae. The coding region runs from base 152 to 2836 and encodes 894 amino acids. Gene Ontology annotation, molecular function: protein binding.